UUAAAAUCGUUUUUCAGAUUGAUUGAUGCAAUUUAUACUUAUUUUUAUUAAGUUUAACUGAUUAAACGUUGCAUCUCAUAUGUGAUUCAAAUUCAUUUACAGCUGAUUCAUGUCAUGUUCUACACAAAAAAAAACAACAACAGCGACUACUAUAUAGUACUAAACCGUUCUCCAUUUGUUCAUUGUUCGUUUGACAGUUUGAAACGUCAAAAUACCGUCAAGUAUAAACAAAACAUAAUCGAUAAAUCAUCAAUAUUUCAAAUUUACUUUCAAUCACCGGUCAUCACUGGACUACAUGCACAAUCUAAUUUGAAUGAUUCACCGGCAAAAAGAUUGGUACUCUUUGUGGCCGAUGGCUUGAGAGCUGAAUCCUUUUUCCGCGAUAAUUUAGAUCGUACACCAUUUUUACGAAAUAUCAUUUUAAACGAAGGCAUUCAUGGAAUAUCUCAUACACGUGUACCGACUGAAUCACGUCCCGGUCAUGUAGCUCUUAUUGCUGGCUUUUAUGAAGAUCCAAGCGCUGUACUUAAAGGAUGGCAACACAAUCCAAUCGAUUUUGAUUCGGUUUUUAAUCGAAGCGAUACAACGUAUGCUUGGGGAAGUCCCGACAUUCUUUCCAUUUUUACAAAACGAUCGUCAAAUAAUAUUGUUGCAAGUGCCUACACAUCGGAAAUUGAAGAUUUUUCGGGUAAAACGAGUACAACAAAACUGGAUACAUGGGUCUUCGAUAAAGUUAUUGAAUUUUUACGUCGAAGUAGUCAACAAAUUGUGGACAAAAAACAUACCGUCUUCUUUUUACAUCUGCUGGGCUUGGAUACAGCUGGUCAUGUUCACAAACCAAAUACAGAACUAUUCGAUGAGAAUUUGAAAGAAGUGGACAAAGGUAUUUCAAAAAUUGUUUCACUAUUCAACGGACUUUUCUCGGAUGGAAAAACUGCAUUCAUUUUUACAUCGGAUCAUGGAAUGACGAACAAAGGCUCUCAUGGUGCCGGCACUAAUCAUGAAACCGAAACGCCAAUUGUUGCAUGGGGUGCCGGUGUUAAUUGUUGGAAGAAGCUGACCCAUCCUGAUAAUAAAGCCGAAACGCUUAUCAAUGAUGUGAAUGUCCCACGAUUUGAUAUAAAACAAGCUGAUUUAACACCGCUGAUGUCAUCUCUAAUCGGAACCGCUGUACCAACAAAUAAUUUGGGCAAACUUCCAGCACAGUAUUUAAAUGUGUCAGAGGAAUAUAUCUUUCGAAGUGUACACCAAAAUACGAUUCAAAUUGCAAACCAAUUCAAGCAUCUGCAAAAGGAAUACAAAAAAGCAUUCUUGUUCAAAGAUUUUCAUCAGCUGAACGAAGUUGAUCUUCUCUCAAUAGAAUACGAAAUUCAAAGUGCCAUUAAGGAGAAAACUUAUAGCAAAGCGAUCAAACUUUCAUAUCAUUACAUUGAUUUGGCAUUGGAUGGAAUUCACUAUUUCCAAACUUACUAUCAAAAUCUGUUGUUGCUAACAGUUAGUAUAGCAAUGAUUGGAUGGAUGUUUUCAUUAUAUCAACAGUUGGACAUGGACUCUUCUGACGACCAAAACCGAAAAAACUCCGUCAAAUCUCAUUUAAACAUAAUUGGAUUGAUUGCUUUGAUUGGCCUUUUUGCUUACCUUCAAAAUAUGUCAAUUGCAAAUGGAAUAUUUUUAAUUUUGCCCGUUUUCUGUUGGUAUCCGGUGAAAACAUUCAACAUGUUGCGACAAUUGACUAAAUUCGAGACAUGGUUCUGGAUAGGUGGCAUUGAAUUUUUGGUGUUGUCCUUCUUUAAUCGGAUUUUUUUAAGUGGAUUACUAUUGGCAUUGUUAGCAUACGAGUACUAUGUUUUAAAAGAUAAGAAGGAAAAACUGGAGGCAUUCUUUAGAUGGGCUUUAAAUUGUGCGAUUUUAGCAAUUUAUCCAAUUUUGCCGCUGGUUGACAAGGAUUCGAAUAAUGUAUUCCUACUAACAAUCGGAUUGGGUGCAUGGGGAUUGAAAAUAUUCUAUGCUGCGACAUCUGAUCGAAAUCCAUUUAAAAUUGCAAAUCUUGUGAUCUUUGCAAUUGGAGCGAUGGAUUGCUUAUUAAUUGUAUAUGAUUUGAAUGAACGAAAAGGUCUAAACGACUUCAAUCAAUUCUUCGCUUGGAUUCUAUCGGUUGCGUCAUUCAUAUUGCCAACUAUUGCUCCGAAUUCAUUCCGUGAUCGUCUAAUGGCCAUUAUUUCAAGUUUGGCGCUACCAUUUUGUAUGAUGUCCCUUUCUUAUGAACCAUUAUUUUAUAUGACAUUCACAUCAAACAUUUACUAUUGGGUAUCGAUGAUUUACACCGAUCGCAAACAAAUGUAUACGCAACAAAUUGAACAAACGGACUGCGAACGUUCCAUUGAACCGGUUGAUUUUAAACGAGCCUUCAUUUGUAUCAUUUAUGUGCUUGUCUCAUUUUUCGGAACCGGAAAUAUUGCAUCGGUGAGCUCAUUUGAUCCAAAUUGGGUUCGAUGCUUUGUCUCAACAUUUUCACCAUUUUUAAUGGCAUCAUUAAUCAUUUUGAAGCUCUUGAUUCCAGUACUAAUUGUUAUGUGUGCCAUACGACAAAUUCAUUCAAUUACAAAGAUUCCUUUGGACAAAUUUUUCAUAUUAAUAUUGCUAUGUUGUGACAUAAUGUGCCUGAAUUUUUUGUUCUUAGUGAAAAAUACGGGUUCAUGGCUUGAGAUUGGCACGUCCAUUUCGCAUUUUGUGAUUAUGGAAACGACAGUUGUUGUAUUAUGCUUAGUACAAGUUUUCGCGAAAUUCCUAACCACUUAUCAAUUGCAAUCGCUAUUUGGCUGUGGAAAAACACGCGACCUAAGCGCCGAUACUGUUAAAAUAGAAUAGAGAUUUCCAAAGAUUUAUGUAAAUUGCUGUUAACUUAAAUAUCAACUUCUAUUUAAAUAAAGUCAAUUCUUUGAAACAAUA
Contarinia nasturtii (swede midge) is the source of this 2949-nucleotide messenger RNA. It is a transcript of the gene PIG-N, whose product is annotated as GPI ethanolamine phosphate transferase 1. The transcript has 18 exons. The record is from RefSeq and is a predicted model, not a curated record. Gene Ontology annotation, molecular function: mannose-ethanolamine phosphotransferase activity. Gene Ontology annotation, cellular component: endoplasmic reticulum membrane. NCBI's taxonomy places the organism in Eukaryota, Metazoa, Arthropoda, Insecta, Diptera, Cecidomyiidae. The coding region runs from base 115 to 2868 and encodes 917 amino acids. Gene Ontology annotation, biological process: GPI anchor biosynthetic process.